GUCAGCCUGGCCGGAAGUUGUUCCGGCCGGACGGAGUUUCCACGGACGCCCAGGAGGCCGCCCGUGGCUGAGCCGGCUGCACGGAAGGGCCCGGGUGGGCCGUUUUGUCUGGACCACGGAGCAGCUUUUCCAGCCUCCUAGCCAGCUGCCAACCUAGGUCCCGGAGAUGGCGGACGUGCCCAACGGUGAGCAGGGGUGUGCCUCCCCGCUGGAACUGUUCAACAGCAUAGCUGCCCAGGGGGAGCUCGUGAGGUCCCUCAAAGCAGGAAAGGCGUCGAAGGAUGAAAUCGAUUCUGCAGUGAAGAUGUUGUUAUCAUUGAAAAUGAGCUACAAAGCCACUGUCGGGGAGGACUACAAGGCCGACUGCCCUCCAGAGAACCCAGCGCCUGAGAGCAAUAGUGGCCUGGGAUCCGCAGAAGCUGAGGAGGAUUUUGUGGACCCGUGGACAGUCCAGACGAACAACGCCAAGGGCAUUGACUAUGACAAGCUCAUUGUUCGGUUCGGAAGCAGUAAAAUUGACAAGGAGCUGGUAAACCGGAUAGAGCGAGCCACGGGCCAGAAACCACACCGCUUCCUGCGCAGAGGCAUCUUCUUCUCACACAGAGAUAUGAACCAAAUUCUUGAUGCCUAUGAGAAUAAGAAGCCAUUUUAUCUGUACACAGGCAGGGGCCCCUCUUCUGAAGCAAUGCAUGUAGGUCAUCUCAUCCCGUUUAUCUUCACAAAGUGGCUGCAGGAUGUGUUCAACGUGCCCUUGGUCAUCCAGAUGACGGAUGACGAGAAGUACCUGUGGAAAGACCUGACCCUGGACCAGGCGUAUGGCUACGCUGUAGAGAACGCCAAGGACAUCAUUGCCUGCGGCUUUGACAUCAACAAGACUUUCAUCUUCUCUGACCUGGACUACAUGGGGAUGAGCCCAGGCUUCUACAAGAACGUGGUGAAGAUUCAGAAGCACGUUACCUUCAACCAAGUGAAAGGCAUUUUCGGUUUCACCGACAGUGACUCCAUCGGGAAGAUCAGCUUUCCCGCCAUCCAGGCUGCCCCCUCCUUCAGCAACUCCUUCCCUCAGAUCUUCCGAGACAGGACGGACAUCCAGUGCCUCAUCCCCUGUGCCAUCGACCAGGAUCCAUACUUCAGGAUGACAAGAGACGUCGCCCCCAGGAUCGGCUACCCUAAACCAGCCCUGCUGCACUCCACCUUCUUCCCUGCGCUGCAGGGGGCCCAGACCAAGAUGAGCGCCAGCGACCCCAACUCCUCCAUCUUCCUCACGGACACCGCCAAGCAGAUCAAGACCAAGGUCAACAAGCAUGCGUUUUCUGGAGGCAGAGACACCGUCGAGGAGCACAGGCAGUUCGGAGGCAACUGUGACGUGGACGUGUCCUUCAUGUACCUGACCUUCUUCCUCGAGGACGAUGACAAGCUCGAGCAGAUCAGGAAGGACUACACCGGCGGCGACAUGCUCACUGGCGAGCUCAAGAAGACGCUCAUAGAGGUUCUGCAGCCCUUGAUCGCCGAGCACCAGGCCAGGCGCAAGGAGGUCACAGACGAGAUAGUGAAAGAGUUCAUGACUCCCCGGAAGCUGUCCUACGACUUUCAGUAACACUCCUUUUAUAUGUGCUUAUAAAGAGAUGUAAUUUACCAAUAAUUCCAGCCCAAUCAAACAGCACUACCCAUAGGCUCUGUCACACGGUAAUUACUGGAUGGUAUCUGGAAGCCCUG
Lontra canadensis (Northern American river otter) is the source of this 1716-nucleotide messenger RNA. RefSeq names its product tryptophanyl-tRNA synthetase 1 (gene WARS1). Gene Ontology annotation, biological process: tryptophanyl-tRNA aminoacylation. The transcript has 11 exons. Gene Ontology annotation, molecular function: ATP binding; tryptophan-tRNA ligase activity. The coding region runs from base 167 to 1597 and encodes 476 amino acids. The record is from RefSeq and is a predicted model, not a curated record. Gene Ontology annotation, cellular component: cytoplasm. NCBI's taxonomy places the organism in Eukaryota, Metazoa, Chordata, Mammalia, Carnivora, Mustelidae.